Messenger RNA from Durio zibethinus, 1918 nucleotides. RefSeq names its product cytochrome P450 84A1-like. The record is from RefSeq and is a predicted model, not a curated record. NCBI's taxonomy places the organism in Eukaryota, Viridiplantae, Streptophyta, Magnoliopsida, Malvales, Malvaceae. Gene Ontology annotation, molecular function: iron ion binding; monooxygenase activity; heme binding.
CAGGGUCUUGGCCAAAAACCUGUAUAAAAAGCGCAUAAUAUCUGACAAAAAACCAGCAACAUUCAAAGAGUUGCAGUUUUAUAAACCCAUAUUGAUCAUGUCUGUAAAACAAGCCAUGGAAUUUUCUCUCAUACAAACCAUGGAACCAUUACCCAUGGCCCUUCUUUUCGUCAUCCCUUUCCUACUCCUUGGCCUCAUCUCUCGGCUUCGAAGAAAACCAUUUCCUCCAGGGCCCAAAGGGUUGCCAAUCAUCGGAAACAUGAUGAUGAUGGACCAGUUAACUCACCGUGGACUUGCCAAGCUUGCUCAGAAAUAUGGCGGUAUAUUUUACCUCAAGAUGGGGUUCUGGCACAUGGUUACUAUUUCUAAUCCUGAAAUGGCUCGCCAGGUGCUUCAGGUUCAGGACAACAUUUUCUCCAACAGGCCAGCCACCAUCUCCAUCAGUUAUCUAACAUACGAUAGAGCUGAUAUGGCUUUCGCUCAUUACGGGCCUUUUUGGAGGCAGAUGCGAAAACUGUGUGUAAUGAAGCUUUUCAGCAGGAAAAGAGCCGAGUCAUGGGAAUCCGUAAGAGACGAAGUGGAUUCACUCGUUAAAGCUGUUUCAGCCAACACCGGGAAAGCAGUAAAUGUGGGUGAGUUGAUCUUUAACCUCACCAAGAACAUCAUUUACAGGGCAGCCUUUGGUUCUAUAUCGCAAGAAGGGCAAGACGAGUUUAUCAAAAUCUUGCAAGAGUUCUCCAAGCUUUUUGGUGCUUUUAAUAUUGCCGAUUUUAUUCCUUGGCUCACCUGGGUUGAUCCUCAAGGACUCAACACCAGGCUCGAGAACGCUCGUCACGCAUUAGACAAGUUCAUUGACACCAUCAUCGACGAUCAUAUCCAGAAGAGGAAGAAAAACAACAACUGCUCUGAUGAAGGUGACACCGACAUGGUUGAUGAUUUACUUGCUUUUUACAGUGAAGAAGCCAAAGUAAACGAAUCGGAUGAUCUACAAAAUUCCAUCAAACUCAGCAGAGACAACAUCAAAGCUAUUAUCAUGGACGUGAUGUUCGGUGGGACAGAAACAGUGGCAUCAGCGAUUGAGUGGGCCUUGGCAGAGCUGAUGAGAAGCCCAGAGGAUAUAAAAAGAGUCCAACAGGAGCUGGCUGAGGUGGUGGGCCUCGACCGCCGUGUGGAAGAGUCCGAUUUCGAUAAACUAACCUUCCUAAAGUGCACCCUUAAAGAAACCCUCAGGCUCCACCCCCCAAUUCCCCUCUUGCUCCACGAAACCGCCGAGGAUGCUGUAGUGGCAGGCUAUCAAAUUCCCGCCAAGUCGCGAGUGAUGAUCAACGUCUGGGCCAUUGGCAGAGAUAAGAAUUCAUGGGAAGAUCCAGAUACUUUCAAGCCAUCCAGGUUCUUGAGAGAAGGUGUCCCGGACUUCAAAGGUAGCAACUUCGAGUUCAUUCCGUUCGGGUCAGGUCGCAGGUCAUGUCCGGGCAUGCAACUCGGGUUAUAUGCACUUGAUUUGGCUGUGGCUCAUUUGCUUCACUGUUUUACGUGGGAGUUGCCCGAUGGAAUUAAGCCGAGUGAGCUUGACAUGAGUGAUGUGUUUGGACUCACUGCACCUCGGGCGACUCGACUCUAUGCCGUGCCAAAGAAACGCCUGGUUUGUCCACUCUUUUAAAGGAAAACGAACAAAAACAAAAUCCAUUUGAGACUUAAACUGCAGCCUAUACAAAAGAAAACAGGGAAACCAUUGAAGGAAACGGUGACAAAGGUGACUUUACAAGUUGGAUUUUUGUUUUUUUCAUUUUAUACUUUGGGAAAGAGGCAAGAUUUCAAGAACAAAUAACCGAAAAGAAAAGGUAUACGAGAGAAUUUAGAUUCUCUCCUUCGCUGUGGAUAAGACUCUUUUCAUUUGAAUUAUGUUGAAAAUUGUCUA